This is a messenger RNA of Penicillium verhagenii, 642 nucleotides long. RefSeq lists its product as uncharacterized. The transcript is spliced from 3 exons. NCBI's taxonomy places the organism in Eukaryota, Fungi, Ascomycota, Eurotiomycetes, Eurotiales, Aspergillaceae. Gene Ontology annotation, molecular function: ATP binding; protein kinase activity. Gene Ontology annotation, biological process: protein phosphorylation. The record is from RefSeq and is a predicted model, not a curated record. The coding region runs from base 1 to 642 and encodes 213 amino acids.
AUGCUUAGCCUAGAGGAUGCUACGAUGCUGGCCGAUUUUGCGAAUGAAGAGAUCAGGCAGCCAAGCUCUAGAAAAAUCAUAGAUCAAUCGCGUACCAUAUACCAAAGUCGAAGUUUUCGCCGACCGUCAAGAGGGAAGAGCUUCGGUCUUCCAAUCCUUUGUGAUUUUGGCGAGGCCAGAAUCGGGAAAAUACAUGAGUCCGGGCCUUUCGUACAGCCGAAUAUAUACCGAGCACCGGAAAUCAUAUUCGAGAUGGCAUGGGGGAGUGCUAUUGAUAUCUGGAAUUUGGGUGCUUUAAUUUGGGAUCUCUUUGAAGGAAGACAUUUGUUUGGGAAUAUUUUCGAUAAGAAUGGCAAUCAUGAUCCUUUCAAACACCUUGCAUUGAUGGUCGCUUUGAUUGGGCCCCCGCCGGCCAAUUUUGUGCAGCGCAGUGAGACUACGGGGCAGUGCUUCGAUCGCAAUGGUACCUGGAUUGCUCAUGAAGACGCGCUUGUACCGCAGGAAUCUUUAGAAAGUCUAGAAAAGCGACUAUCUGGCGGUGAAAGGGAAUCUUUUCUUCGAUUUCUUAGAUCUAUGCUUAAAUGGCUACCAGAAGACCGCAAGACCGCAAGACAGCUCCUUGAUGAUCCAUGGCUGCUUUGA